Enhydra lutris kenyoni (northern sea otter) is the source of this 3002-nucleotide messenger RNA. Its product is annotated as sperm-associated antigen 5-like. Bases 69 to 2975 code for a protein of 968 amino acids. The record is from RefSeq and is a predicted model, not a curated record. Lineage: Eukaryota; Metazoa; Chordata; Mammalia; Carnivora; Mustelidae. Gene Ontology annotation, biological process: regulation of attachment of spindle microtubules to kinetochore; cell division. The transcript is spliced from 15 exons.
AGACGGCGGGUGAACAUGGCGUCUGCUUUUGGGUCUGGGAGGUGAUCGCUGCGCGUUCUGUGGUGAAAAUGUGGCGGGUGAAAAAACUGAACGUUAGCCUGUCGCCUUCGCCCCAACCGGGAAAACCAGCUAUGAGAACUCCUCUCCGAGAACUUCUCCUGCAGCCCGGUGCCCUCACCAACUCUGGAAAAGGGCCCCCGAUAGGCUACUCGCCGACCUCAUCACUGUGCAAGCUGGGAUUGCAGGAAGUCAGCAACACCACAUCUCCACCCAAUUUUAUCAAUGCCAAGAGGACUGAUUCCCCUUCAGAACAGUUCACCCAUCCCUCAAAGUGGCUAAAAGAUCCUUGUCAGCAUGAAUCAGUUGAGCAGCCCCUAGAUCUGAAUCCCCAAACCAACUCUACUCCCAAAAUAUCUGAGGAAGCUGUAGAUCCACUGGACAAUGUGGUUAAAACCAUGGUCCUUGUACCCUCUCCAGUGAGACAACAGCAAGACGUUACACUUGAAGCUCAUUUAGAUACUAUGACAGAGACAAACAGCAUCUUUCCAGAUGAGCCUCUGAGGCCAGGAGAUCUGCUAAGAGAAGGGGUGGCAGCCUGCAAAGAGGACAGCUUUUCAGAAGUUGUUCCUGCUAUGCCUGAUAAACCUACAUUUCCGUAUCCUCCAUCCCAUAUCUUGGAGUGUCUACCAAAUCCCUGUUCAGAGCAACAGCCACACUGCUCCAAAGAAAGCCUCAGGGGUGGUAGGACUGAGGCUGUGGUUGAGGACUUAGUCCCUUCGGAAAGUAAUAUCUUCUUGCCUUCCUCCAUGCUCUGGAUCUCCCCUUCAACUGCCUUAGCAGAUUUCCCUGCCAGUCAUGUGGACCCAGGGGAGGAAAUUGAAGAGCACAGAUCUGUAGAGGAAAGAGAACUUAGCUUUCCCACACUCCCUGAGAAGGUUGAGUUAGGAGAUCAAGCACUUGUCUCAAAUAUGGGAGAUACUCCAUCCACAUGCCUAACUCCAAAUCCAGGAGAGAUGGAAUCUCAGGCAGCUCCAGACCCAGCAGUAGAAGAUGCUGGUAGGGUUCUCAUCUCUGAUACAGGGCCUUGGAUGUCCCCACUGGCCUGGCUGGAAAAAGAUGUAAAUACUUCGAUUAUGCUGGAAAAUCUCCACCAGAGCUUAUCCCUUCCCUCUGUGCUUCGGGAUGCUGCGAUUAGUACUACCCCUUUCCCUACUUGCUCGGUGGGGACUUGGUUUACUCCCCCAGCAGCACAGGAAAAGAGUACAAACACCUCACAGACAGGCCCAGCGGAUAUCAAGGAUGGUACUUCUGAGACAGAGCACCUCCUAUGGGGCAACCGUCCUCCGGAUCUAACUGCCUUAUCUCGACAUGACCUAGAAGAUAACCUGCUGAACUCUCUCAUCCUCCUGGAGGUUCUCUCCCGCCAGCUGCGGGACUGGAAGAGCCAGCUGACUGUCCCUCACUCAGAGGUUCGGGACAACAGCACACAGACUGACACAUCUCCCAGUGGGAUAAGUAAGAAGCCUCAGCAUCUUCAGGAGAGCCAAGAGAUCGGACAGGCUCUGCAGCAGGCCAGGAAUGUCAUGCAGUCGUGGGUGCUGGCUUCUAAAGAGCUGAUAUCCUUGCUUCAUCUAUCUCUGUUGCACUUAGAGAAAGAUAAAAUUGCCGUGAGUCAGGAGUCUCGGCAUGCAGAAACCCUGGUCUCCUGCUGUUGUGACGUGUUGAAGAAGUUGAAGGCAAGGCUCCAGAGCCUCAAAGCAGAAAGGGAGGAGGCAAAACACAAAGAGGAAAUGGCCCUUAGAGGCAAGGACGCGGCUGAGGCUGUGCUAGAGGCUUUCUGUGCACAUGCCAGCCAGCGCAUCAGCCAGCUGGAACAGGACCUGGCAUCCACCGGGGACUUCAGAGGCCUUUUGAAGGAGACCCAGGCCCAGCUGGUUGGGCUUCAUGCUGAGCAGGAAGAGGUGGCUCAGCAGACGGUGAGUCUGACUUCAAACCUACAACAGGACUGGAUAUCCAUGCAGUUGGAUUAUGUAACAUGGACAGCCUUGCUGAGCCGGUCUCAACAACUCACAGAGAAACUCAAAGCCAAGAGCCGGCAGACCCUGCAGGAACGUGAUGCUGCAAUUGAGGAAAAGCAGCAGGUUUCCAGGGAGCUGGAACAAGCUACUACCCAUUUAGAGGACUGCAAAGGCCUAAUAGAACAACUGGAGUUGGAAAAUAGUCGUCUAGCAACAGAUCUCCGGGCUCAGCUGCAGAGUCUGGCCAGCAUGGAGAGUCAGCUAAAAGAGCUACAGAGUCAGCAUGCCCAUUGUACCCAGGACCUGGCCAUGAAGGAUGAGUUGCUCUGCCAGCUGACCCAGAGCAAUGAGGAGCAGGCUACUCAAUGGCAAAAGGAAGCGGCAGCACUAAAACACACGCAGGCAGAGCUGCAGCAGCAACAGGCCGUCUUGGCCAAGGAGGUCCAAGACCUGAAGGAGACCCUGGAGUUUGCAGACCAAGAGAAUCAGGUUGCUCACCUAGAGCUGGGCCAGGUGGAGUGUCAGUUGAAAACCACGCUGGAAGCACUCCGGGAGCGCAGCCUGCAGUGUGAGGACCUCAAGGACACUGUGGAGAACCUGAAGGCUAACCUGGCUAGCACCAUAGCAGAGAACCAGGAACAACUCCUGGAGAAGACCCGCCAGUAUUCCCAAGAGCUAGGGGUGCUGACUGAGCAACUACGGAGACUCACCCUCUUCUUACAGGCAAAACUAAAGGAGAAGGUAGGAUCCAGGGAUUCCUUCUCUUCCUUUCCAAUCAUAUCUUCAACCAAAGACAAUUUUAUUCCUUCCUUCCCAGUCUGUAGAUUUUUUAUUUCCUUUUCUUGUCCUACUUCAUUAGCUAGAACUUCCACCACUACAUGGAAAGGGAGGGGUAAAAGGGGACAUCCUUGCCUCAUACCUGAUCUUAAGUAUGAUGUUAGCUGCAGGCUUUUGUAGGUUGAGGAAGUUCUCCUCUAUUCCUAG